Molecule: messenger RNA, 879 nt
Organism: Plasmodium malariae
Lineage: Eukaryota; Apicomplexa; Aconoidasida; Haemosporida; Plasmodiidae
Product: conserved Plasmodium protein, unknown function
Exons: 1
Coding region: 1-879 (292 amino acids)
Source: RefSeq, a predicted model, not a curated record
AUGUGCGAGGGGACGUAUAAAACAAUUCCACUAUUUGCUCCAGAUGAAGAUGAUAUAUUUAACAGCAGCAGUGGUGUAGCAAACAAAACCAAUGAUAAUAUAAAUGCUGAUAAUUUAUUUAUUCCAAAAAAUAUAUAUAGACAUGUAAAGGAAGAAAUUAGUCCAGGACCUAUAAAAACAAAAUAUAUAGAAAAAAUUACAAAAAUUCCAAGAGUAAUAUUUAAAGAAAGAAAAAAAGAUAUAAAUAAAAAAGAAAAAAAAGUAGUAACUAAAGAAAUAGAAAUUGAAGAAAUUGUUGAAGUGAUUGAAAAUAAAGAUGAAAUUGUAUAUAAUGAAGUAAAGGUACCUACAUAUAUUGAUAUUCCAAUUAUUCAACCAAGACAAGAAAUUUAUCAUCAACAAAUUACCAAAAAUAUUCCUAAAGGAGUUGAACUAACAGUUACACAAAAAUUAGUAGCUCCAAAAAUAAAACCUAAAUACGUAGAAGUACCUGUACCUAUAUAUGUACCAUGUUAUAUAGAAGUACCUAUACCUAUACAAUAUAUACCCAUACAUCAGAAUGAACAAAAACAGCAUUUCACUACUGGAGUUUCUAACAAUACAAACCUAACAAAGUACCCAACCGUCUGUAGUAACCCUUCCACGGCACAUAUGCAAGGCUUAAUGGGUUCAUCUACAGAGAAUAAAAAUGUAUAUGUAAGCGACGCACAGGAUGAUAAUAAGAGCGACGAACAAGGUGAUAAUAUAAGCGGCGAACAGACUACUAAUGUAAAUCUAACUGAUGAACAGUCUAUUAUUUUUAGCUCGAAAAGUUCAAUUCAAAAUAUUUCAAAUGACGAAAAAAAUAGGAAUAAUAUGAUUGCUGCAGCGAAUUUAUGA